Messenger RNA from Triticum aestivum (bread wheat), 3207 nucleotides. RefSeq names its product protein DEFECTIVE IN EXINE FORMATION 1. Bases 193 to 2718 code for a protein of 841 amino acids. The record is from RefSeq and is a predicted model, not a curated record. Gene Ontology annotation, molecular function: protein binding. NCBI's taxonomy places the organism in Eukaryota, Viridiplantae, Streptophyta, Magnoliopsida, Poales, Poaceae. The transcript has 13 exons.
UCCAGCGUUCCACCCCGACGAGCGGCUCGCUCCGAGUUCGUCCUCCUGCUCGCUCCCCUCCGACUCCCCCACCACUCCACCCCCGCUCUGCCACUCGCCCGCCGGGCCGAGAUCUCCUCCCCCCUCGCCGCCGCCUCGUUGCGGCGCGUCGCGACCGCCGCCCCGCGGACCCCGAGGCUCCUUCGGCCGCAGAUGCGUCCCCUCCUCGCCCUCGCCGUGUGCGCCCUCCUCGCGGCGGGCGCGGCCGCCGCGGGGGAGGAUGCUGCGAACACGACCAACAAGUUCCGCCAGCGCGAGGCCAGCGACGACAUGCUCGGAUACCCCCACCUUGAUGAAGAUGCAUUGUUGAGUACCAAGUGUCCAAAACAUGUGGAGCUGAGAUGGCAGACCGAAGUUAGUUCGAGCAUUUAUGCAAGUCCACUGAUUGCUGAUAUCAACAGUGAUGGAAAGUUGGAAGUAGUGGUGCCAUCGUUUGUCCAUUACUUAGAAGUGCUUGAAGGUUCCGAUGGAGACAAACUACCAGGAUGGCCUGCGUUUCACCAGUCAAAUGUUCAUUCAAGUCCUCUUCUCUAUGACAUUGACAAGGAUGGCACACGGGAAAUAGUGUUGGCUACUUACAAUGGUGUAGUGAAUUUCUUCAGGAUAUCAGGUUAUCUGAUGAUGGACAAGCUAGAGGUACCUCGUAGGAAAGUUCGUAAAGAUUGGCACGUUGGGCUAAAUCCCGAUCCAGUAGACCGUUCCCAUCCGGAUGUUAAUGACAGUUCAAUUGCGAAACAAGCUGCUUCUGAGGAAUCUCACCCAAACAUUCAGGACAAAUCAGCUGGUGAUGAAUCUUCAAAGGAACCUCAGUCACGAAGUACAACCAACACAUCACAGGGAGCUGAUCCCUUGAAACAUCCAUCUGAGCUACAGUCGGCCGAAACAAAACCUAAUCCUACCGCUGAAAAGGAGAAUCCAGAGUUGCCAAAAAAUCCGAAAACCACGACAGAGAGUGCAUCACAUGCUCAGAGAAGGUUGCUUCAAACAGCAGAUAAAAGUGAUGAUCAAACGGGAAGUGCAGAAACUCAUGGAAGUGAUGCAGGAACAGCAGGAGAAUCAACUGUUGAAAAUGAUGAGCCUUUAGAGGAGGAAGCUAAUGCAUCAUUUGAUUUGUUUCGGGAUGCAGAAGAUCUCCCUGAAGAGUACAGUUAUGAUUAUGAUGAUUAUGUUAAUGAGACCUGGUGGGGAGACGAGGAUUGGACAGAACAAGAGCAUGAGAAAGCGGAAGAUUAUGUGAGCAUAGAUGCUCACAUAUUGUCGACCCCAGUAAUUGCAGAUAUUGACAAUGAUGAUGUACAAGAAAUGGUUAUUGCUGUAUCGUACUUCUUUGACCGCGAGUAUUAUGAUAACGCAGAGCAUUUAAAAGAGCUAGGAGGGAUUGACAUAGGAAAAUAUAUUGCAAGCAGUAUAGUUGUUUUUAACCUUGACACAAAACAAGUAAAAUGGACAGCAGAACUCGAUUUGAGUACCGAAAGCGGGAAAUUCCUUGCCCAUGCAUAUUCGUCUCCAACUGUGGUUGAUUUGGAUGGUGAUGGAAAUUUGGAUAUCCUUGUUGGAACUUCCUAUGGCUUGUUUUAUGUUCUUGAUCAUCACGGUAAGACUAGGAAAAAUUUCCCCCUUGAGAUGGCUGAGAUCCAUGCACCAGUCAUUGCAGCAGACAUCAAUGAUGAUGGUAAGAUUGAGAUGGUCACUGCUGAUGUGCAUGGUAAUGUAGCAGCUUGGACUGCAGAGGGAGACGAAAUCUGGGAGGUGCAUCUGAAGAGCCUUGUUCCACAGCGACCUACUGUCGGGGAUGUCAAUGGAGAUGGCCACACUGAUAUUGUCGUCCCAACUGUAUCGGGAAACAUCUACGUUCUUAGUGGAAAGGAUGGCUCAAAAGUUCAGCCUUUCCCAUAUAGAACACAUGGAAGGAUCAUGAGUCCUGUCUUGUUAGUUGACAUGAGCAAACAUGGAGAAAAGACGCAAGGACUAACCCUUGCUACUACGUCCUUUGAUGGUUAUCUGUAUUUGAUCGAGGGCUCUAGUGGCUGUGCAGAUGUUGUUGACAUUGGAGAGACCUCGUACACUAUGGUUUUGGCGGACAAUGUGGAUGGCGGAGAUGACCUUGAUCUCAUUGUUACUACCAUGAAUGGCAAUGUCUUUUGCUUCUCCACUCCUUCACCACACCAUCCUCUCAAGGAAUGGAGAUCAUCAAACCAAGGAAGGAAUAAUGCUGCAUAUAGGCACAACCGUCAAGGUAUUUAUGUUAAGCAUGGUUCCAGGACAUUCCGUGACGAAGAGGGUAAACAUUUCUGGGUCGAAUUUGAGAUUGUAGACAAGUACAGGGUUCCCUAUGGGAAUCAAGCUCCUUACAAUGUCACGGUAACUCUACUCGUCCCCGGGAAUUACCAGGGAGACAGGCGCAUUGUGGUCAGUCAAGUCUACAAUGAACCAGGACACAAGCGGAUGCAGCUCCCCACCGUGCCCGUCAGAACCACAGGAACUGUGCUCGUGGAGAUGGUGGACAAACACGGGCUGCAUUUCGCCGACGAGUACUCGCUCACCUUCCACGUGCACUACUUCAAGCUGCUGAAAUGGCUCGUGGUUCUGCCGAUGCUCGGGAUGUUCCUUGUCCUCGUCGUCCUACGGCCCCAAGAAGGCGCACCGUUGCCGUCUUUUUCGCGGAACAACAUCGACUAGUGCGGCCCCUGCGGCGAAGCAGAUCAAGAGGCAGGCAGGUCCGGCUCUCCCAUGGUGGGACCACUGCACACCGUAACACACUGGGGAGUGAGCGCAGUCUGCGCCAUGAGAUUGGAAAUCCUGUAUGCCGCUGCUCCCCAUCCAUCAGUUAACUAGUUCGGCAGGGCAGAUAUAGUUUUACAGUAUAGAAAUACAGUUUGAGUUUUGAGGAAGAAUUUUGUGACACUUGAAUUAUUUUCUAACUGAUGAUCAUGAUGUGCCGCGCUGUUCAUCGUGACCCUAUUUUGUGUACUCAAGGGGUCCCUGUUUUUGUUGUUCGGCUUCAGGCGCUGGUCUGUAUUCUUCAGUUUCUUGUGAUGUCCGGAGCUUGUUUGUGUGCAAGGCCACAAGGGUCCGGAUUCUUAACUGCUGGGUUUCUGUUUUUUAUCCGAAAGCAGAUGUCAGGGAAUGAUAAAAUAUAUGCUGGCCUUUGUUGUUUUUGUUUUAUUA